Molecule: messenger RNA, 717 nt
Organism: Helianthus annuus (common sunflower)
Lineage: Eukaryota; Viridiplantae; Streptophyta; Magnoliopsida; Asterales; Asteraceae
Exons: 1
Coding region: 1-717 (238 amino acids)
Source: RefSeq, a predicted model, not a curated record
AUGAAUAAUCUUGGUCCUUUCAUGCGUUGGAACUGGUCUCGGGAGCCUGACUCGGGUCUGGAAGUGACUGAACUGAUGUCGUGUCUAAACUUGCUGUACGGAUGUAAGCUCGGUUUAAACGCUGAUGUUUGGUUAUGGGAGGCAGACUCGUCCAAACGUUUCUCGGUCAAGUCAGCUCGCAGACUUAUCGGUGGCCAAUCUGACACCUCUGACCGGUUGGGUUUUGUGUGGAAUAAAUGGAUUCCGCUGAAAGUGAACAUCUUUGGGUGGCGUCUCUUCCUGAACCGAUUACCAUCCAAAGACGCUCUUGCUGCUCGGAAUAUCCACAUUGACUCGCAAUUAUGUCCGUUUUGUGAUGAGGUUACGGAAACUCUCGAUCAUCUUUUUUCUGCUUGUCGGUUCGGAAAUGAAGUGUGGGCAGGAGUUUCGUCUUGGUUAAAGAUUCCUCCUAUCUUUGCCUUCGGUUAUAAAGACAUCUUAUUAUUUCAUCGCUCCUUGAGGACUUCGAAGAGAGGCAGCAAGCUCAUACAGGCUAUUCUUCUUAUUUCUUGCUGGAUGAUAUGGAAGGCCAGGAACAAACUAAUCUUUGAAAAGUCGAAAUCCUCGGCUAAUGGUGUCAUCGGUGAAAUCAAAGCAGUGGGCUUUCUAUGGAUUAAGCAUCGGGCUAAAUCUCUGGGCAUUAAUGAAAUUAACUGGAGUCGUUUUGACUUAUUGUAA